UUUGUGGAGUUCCCCGGGGCGCCAUUUUGCCUGAGACCAAAUAUAUAAAAGGAUCGAAUAGGUUUUUGUCUCAGGCAAGAUGGCGCCGCUCGUUCGUGGACGUUGACGGUUUCGCGCGACCUCUUGAGUUCGUAGCGUGUUCCGUUCCUAGUGCUGCGAGUGGGCGUGGUUUGUCUUUAGCCACAGAGGGCGCGAUCUCUAUGUAGUGCUAGCAAGAUGGGCGUGGCCUGUUUGUAAUUCCGUCAGCAGGGGCGUGGCCUGGUCCUGGACGCGGGAAGUUCGUAGUGUUGAGGAUCGUGAGUAUUCCCAGUGAUCAGAUUCCGGUUAUUUCCUCCUAGAUGGCGCCGAUCCCCAUCCGUCACAUCGUGUCCUUCAGCUCACAGGACCCGAAGCACCCGGCAGAGAACCUUCUGAUGGAGAGCGCCCCCCGGCCGUGGCUCAGCUGUCCCCGGGAGCGCAGCCGGCAGCUCAGGGCGGAGUUGCAGUUGGAGCGUGCCUGUCGUAUCGCCUACAUUGAUAUAGGGAACAGUGGUUCGGCCUUCCUGCAGAUCGACGUGGGCCGCUCCACCUGGGCCCCGGAUAAAACGUUCACCACACUGCUCCCCAUGACCACCAUGAUGUCACCGACAGAUGCCAGGGCCAUGAGGAACACCAGGAGAGUCCGGAUGUUUAAGGAAGGAGACUUCUUACAGGAGGCGGCCAUGGAGCAGUGGGAUCGGCUGCGGGUCACGUGCGGUCAGCCCUUCAAUAAGCAGGAGCAGUUCGGCCUGUCCUUCAUCCGAAUCCGAUCCGCGCUGAACGAGGAGGAUGAUCAGCGAGGCCCGCCUCCUCAGGACACAAUCUCCUCUCUCCACCCCAGAGAAGAGUCCACAGAGGACCCGGAGUCCUGGCAGCACAUCAAGAAGAAACUGAGAGAAACGUUCCAGACAACGUCCUCCCCUCCCCCGGCCUGUAUGAGCCGCUCCGCCCGCAUGCUCCAACUAACCACCGCCAAAUCCCAGAAGCUCAGCCGGCCAAUCACAGCGCCUCGGAGCCCACCCAUCCCGCUGCAGAGGGAAGACAACUGCGGCCAUCAAGAAGAGAGCCCUAGGUCAUCUGGUUCUUGCCCUGAGACCCUUACAGGGAGGCUCCGCCCCUCACAGAAAGAACAUGUGACCCCAAGUGCCCGUCGAAGGGUUAAAAUGGUGGAGACCCAGAGAAGAAGAAAAGUACAGACCCAUAAGAGUGAGAGACACCAAACAACGAGGAGAAAGCAGGACAGCCCCCGCACAGCACAGCGCCCCCCAGAGACCAACAUGAACACCUGUCCAGUCUGUGCAGGACUCUUUCCAGCCGCUCACCUCCCGGCCCAUGCCGCCACCUGUGGAGAAGCCCCCGGAUCACGCAGCAUCGUUCUGUCCUCUUCUUCUGAUGAUGAUGAUGUCAUCCUUUGGCCGCCGGCCGCUCCUCAUAGACCCGCCUCCUGGGUGCCGUGCCCGUUGUGUGCUUUCCCUUUCGAGGACCAUAAAAUAGAAGAACACGCCAGCAGGUGCGGAGAGUAGAGGAGUAAUUUAUCACAUAAGGUAUUACCCCAAAAGGGGCUCUAGAAUGUGGUCGAUCACAAGCCCCUUCUACAGAAGAGAGACCCCCCCCCCCAAACCAUCCCGUCACCUGCAGAGGCCCAGGAUCGACAUCCGUUCCCACCUCUCAACCCUUUGGCCGAGGCUUAUGGGGGGACCCCCCACACUACUCGUCUGCUACCCUGGUGUCCAUAAAGAACUGAUUGGUGUCCCCGAGACCUGGGAGGAACCUGAUGGCCACAUACAUGUCCUCGGGACCUACAGGAGGGACAUCCCUGAAGAAUCCCAGUGACUGACACGGGUGUAUAGUGAACAUACACUGACAUUUAUCUGGUGUGCACUGUGUUAUACAUCCUGAACGUCUACGCGGAUCUAUAAAUACCCCUCAUAGAAUUUACAAGGCCGAGGAGCUAGAGGUGCGGGCUCAAUAUUCCUGGCACCCCGUGGUCACCACUUCUGCACCUCGACUCUCUCCUACCCGCACCUUUAUGGCCAGAUACAGAGGUCAGAUGAGCCCCAGGGUAGCCAUUGGACCAUCACUGGAAGCUGCUCUGUCUGACACCCGCUCUAGUGCCCUCCUCGGCUCUACAGAUGGUGCAGGUAGCUGCAUGGACCAUCAUAGAAAGCGAGCACGCAUACUUCCUCAUAGAUUGUAAGCUCCUGUCACCUCCUAUUGAGGGAACUGUUGAAUAGUUAGUUGCAUUAUGUGAUUCCGUCUGUAUAUGAUCCCUGAUGUACAGUGCUGCAGAAUAUUUAUAUAAAUAAAGAUGAUUAUUUAUUAUUA
Messenger RNA from Hyla sarda, 2343 nucleotides. It is a transcript of the gene XNDC1N, whose product is annotated as XRCC1 N-terminal domain containing 1, N-terminal like. The transcript has 10 exons. Gene Ontology annotation, molecular function: damaged DNA binding. The coding region runs from base 339 to 1541 and encodes 400 amino acids. The record is from RefSeq and is a predicted model, not a curated record. Gene Ontology annotation, biological process: single strand break repair; base-excision repair. Gene Ontology annotation, cellular component: nucleus. NCBI's taxonomy places the organism in Eukaryota, Metazoa, Chordata, Amphibia, Anura, Hylidae.